This is a messenger RNA of Haemorhous mexicanus (house finch), 5022 nucleotides long. It is a transcript of the gene NETO2, whose product is annotated as neuropilin and tolloid like 2. Gene Ontology annotation, molecular function: protein binding. The record is from RefSeq and is a predicted model, not a curated record. Bases 80 to 1657 code for a protein of 525 amino acids. The transcript has 9 exons. Lineage: Eukaryota; Metazoa; Chordata; Aves; Passeriformes; Fringillidae.
AGCCGCGGGCACAGCGCCCUCGCGGGGGGCACCGCCGCGGCCAUGGAGCGCCGCUGAUCGCCGCCGCCGCCGGGAGACAAUGGCCCUGCACAAACUCUGCUCGGUGCUGGAAGUGUUGCUUGUAACAAUCCUGGUAGUGGAAGGCAUUGCUGUUGCACAGAAGACACAAGGUGGGCAAAACAUUGGAGUGAAUCGCAUUCCUCCCACCCAGUGUGACAACUGGGUCCGGACCAGUAAUGGAGGACAUUUUGCUUCACCAAACUACCCAAACAUGUACCCACCCAAUCAAGAGUGCAUCUAUAUCUUAGAAGCUGCUCCACGACAAAGAAUUGAGUUGACCUUUGAUGAACCUUAUUACAUAGAACCCUCAUUUGAAUGUCGGUUUGAUCACCUGGAGGUUCGAGAUGGACCUUUUGGGUUCUCCCCUCUCAUUAAUCGUUACUGUGGUCUGAAAAGUCCUGCACUAAUUAGAUCAACAGGGAGAUUUAUGUGGAUCAAGUUUAUUUCUGAUGAGGAGCUGGAAGGAAAGGGAUUUCAAGCAAAGUACUCAUUUAUACCAGAUCCUGACUUCACUUACCUAGGAGGUAUUUUAAAUCCCAUCCCAGACUGCCAGUUUGAGCUCUCAGGAGCUGAUGGAAUAGUACGUUCCAGUCAAGUAGAACAAGAAGGAAAAACAAAACCAGGACAAGCAGUUGACUGUAUCUGGACAAUUAAAGCCACUCCAAAUGCUAAGAUCUACAUGCGAUUUCUGGACUAUCAAAUGGAGCAUUCCAAUGAAUGCAAAAGGAACUUUGUUGCUGUGUAUGAUGGGAGCAGUUCCAUUGAGAACCUGAAGGCCAAGUUCUGCAGCACAGUGGCCAACGAUGUGACGCUGCAGACAGGGACAGGCGUGGUGCGCAUGUGGGCCGAUGAAGGCAGCAGACUGAGCCGCUUCAGAAUGCUCUUCACCUCCUUUGUGGAUCCUCCCUGCUCAGGCAACACUUACUUCUGCCAUAGCAACAUGUGCAUCAAUAAUUCUUUAGUCUGCAAUGGCAUUCAGAACUGUGCAUACCCUUGGGAUGAGAAUCACUGCAGAGAAAAGAAAAGAACUGGAUUGUUUGAACAAAUCACCAAAACCCAUGGGACAAUCAUUGGCAUCACAACAGGGAUAGUUUUAGUUCUUCUCAUCAUUUCAAUUCUAGUGCAAGUAAAGCAACCUCGCAAAAAGGUAAUGGCUUGCAAGACUGCCUUCAAUAAAACUGGUUUCCAGGAAGUUUUUGAUCCUCCUCACUACGAACUGUUCUCACUAAGGGACAAAGAAAUUUCUGCGGAUUUGGCAGAUUUAUCAGAGGAACUUGAAAACUAUCAGAAGCUGCGCCGCCCUUCAACAGCUUCCAGAUGCAUUCACGACCACCACUGUGGCUCCCAGGCCUCCAGCAUGAAACAGAGCAGGAGCAACCUGAGCUCCAUGGACCUGCCCUUCCGCAAUGACUUUGCGCAGCCCCAGCCCAUGAAAACCUUUAACAGCACAUUCAAGAAAAGCACUUACACUUUCAAGCAAGCUCACGACUGCCCCGAGCAGGUGAUAGAAGACAGGGUGAUGGAGGAGAUUCCAUGUGAAAUUUAUGUCAGAGGAAGAGAAGAUACAGCACAAGGUUCAUUAUCUAUUGACUUUUAACUUCCUGCUGAAGGUGGUAUCAGUGUAUAUACAAAAUGCUCAUGUAUAAUGACAGUGUAUAUAUUUAAAGUGUACCAUACGCAGCGUGUGAGAUGCACACACUUUUAGCUUGUUAUACUUCAUUCCAAAAAACAAAACCAGUCUUCAUAAUUAAUUCUUGCUGAAAAAGUGGUGGAUUUCCUCCAAUCUUCCCAAGCUACCUAUCUAGUGGAGGAGUAAGACAGAGACUUUGCAUGGAAAUUAUCAGAUAGGAUGGUGGAAGAAAAAUCCCUACAACUACUAAUCGUUGAACACUGAAAGCAAUGACUACUAUUCUCUUCUUCAUACCAUUUACUCUUCUUUAGAUGUCUGCUUUUCAAGACAAUUUUAAUACCUCACUUGCAUAAAUAAAAGUAGUUAAGUGCACUAUGUGUAUGUCAACAUAGGUGUCUUAUUGUAUUUGUCAAAUUGAAAGUAGAGUUAGUGUUAAGUGCCAGUUAAGACUCACAAAUUAUGUUACAGCCAUCUGUUUCACUUGCCUUUAAUUACCAUUUCCACACUCUAGGCUUUGUGAGAAAUAAGUGAACAGGGUCGCUGCCUUUUAACAAUAUCAAGUUAUAUUAAUUUUAGUACAUGUGGAAAUAUCUUUGCAGCUUUCAGUUAAAACACAAGUGAGUAGUCAUUUUAUUCUAGAUGCAGACUUCUACAACAGUUUUCUUUCAAGAAGGUUUAGGAUUUUAAAAUAUUCUGCCAUAUAUUAUAGCUCCAUAUGGCACACUGAUUUCACAGCUCUGUACUUAGGAAACAAUUUUGUUCCUGAGUUUUCCAAGUAUUUACAUAAAUAGAUUGUACUGUACAUUUGUCUCUUAAAAUAGCUUUUUACUCCUUGGUUCAGCCAAUCUUCCCUACUGAAAUCAGCGAUGAUACUUUUAGCUCAUGUCCUACUUGCCUGAAGAGAACUGCUCUGAGGUCUGUGUGAUUACUGGGUGUAUGAAGGAACUGGAAACAAAGAAAUCACAAAGCAACUCUAAUUAACCCCUAUGGAAUCCUUCUUGUACCCCUUGUUUCCAUUUGCAAAAUUGCACAUUUCGUACCUUUUUAAAUGGUGGUUUGGACCUAAUUUAAAAAUUUUUACAAUAUAGAAGAAAAUUUUUAAAAUAUAUUCUCAUUGUGGUUUUUAAGCUUUUUAUAUAGUUUGAUACUGUACAGCCUAGUUCUUAAAUCCAAAUCUAGCACCUGGACAGCAGGCUUCUUUCAGGGUCCCUCUCAGCAGUUCUGACUAACCUGCAGUUGUUGCUGCACAAAUCACAAUUUGCCAAGAAUACUUGUCAUGACUUCCACAUUAGCCUACACUUUCUUCCCUGGGUAGUUUGAGCUUAUUUGGGUAUUCUCUUUUCAGGAAACCUUUGACUAAAGCUGGUCCCCCAACUAGCACUGGGCAUAGCCUUUAUUUACAGAUGGAUGUCAAACCAUAGUGUUUGUUGUGCUGAUUGUAGUACAAAAAAAGCCCCAAAAACACCUUAACCUAUGACCCUUGCAACUGAAAAAUCAUUUCUUUGAAAUAAAGAUGAACAACAGCUGUAAUCACAGAUUUUCACUAGAAUGAUAAAAUUAUUUUUUUUUUUAAUGCUUAAAAUGUACAACAUUUAAGGGGAAAAAAGGAAAGAGAAUUGAGUUUCUUCAGCAAUCCCCAACUUCAAAAUUAACCCUGUCUCCUGUUUAAAAAGAAUAUAAUCAGCUCUUAUCUCAGACCCAUAAGGCUGGAUGUACCUGAUGCCAGUUUUUGUGCUGGUCCCAGAAUGUAUUUCAGUUUGAAAGAAUGAAAAUGGGCUUUAUUUUUAGAUGCACUACAUGCAGAAAAUAAAUGUAAAAAAACCCUAGUUAAUUGUUACUUGAAAUUUUUGAAUAUUUAAUGCAAACAUUUGACAGAUUUUAUUUACUUAUCACUGAUCUCAGAUGAAAUAUCUCACCAUGACCUAUAGAACACACCAUGCUAUUUGUGACAGUUUAUUAGUUCCAGAUUCUUUCAACAAGUAAUAAGUAGUUUUACAUGGGUCAUUCUAAUCCAUAUAACUCUUGUAAAUGCUAGGUUUGCAUGACUGAGUUUUCUUUUUUAGGUGUAUCUAUCCAUGUGCUAAAUAUAACAUGACCCCUACUCUUCCCAAGUUAUGUUGCCUUUGAACAGUAAAGCUGUACUAAUAAAACAAAUAGGAAGCCUGCAGAGCCCAAGUGUGUGGAGAAGAGGGAAAUUGAAGAAGUUCCCAGAUGGCUUGAGUAAUAUUUCAGUCUCUGUGGUAACCUUGUGAUUACAUGGUCAGAACACAGCUGCCUUUUGGCUGCCCCAAAGCACACCAGAGCUCCCACAACCAGUCCUGGCUUUUCAGCAUAACUGGUUCCAAUAUCCCAUGGGGUGUUUGAAAACCAAUCUGCCUACACAGCCCAUGGCAGGGUGGGGUUCAGUUACUGAGCUGUGCUUUAAGAGAUGAGUCAGAACUAUAAGAGCCAUACUUGCACUUGCAGUGUAAUCAACUUCCCUUCACUGCAGAGAAAAACCAACUGGGUAAGCUGCUGGGUAUCACAGUACAGAGAGCUGACACAUCUAGCAAAAGAAUCUAGCAUUGGUUUGGCAGUCUCAAUCCUGUUGAAGCUGAUUUAGUGGUCUUUAAACUUUUUUGGGGCAUUAGUGAAAAAUGUCACAUUUCAUACUAGUGCAGUAUCUAAGUACCAUUAGGCUAUUUCCAUUGUGUCCAUCUUAAAUUCAUACAUUUCUAGGAGCAUCCUGAUUUUGCACUCCAUUGUAGCCAUAUCUGCAAUACCCUCUGCUAGCACUGAAUGCUCCUUAGCAAUGACACACUCAUUAGACACACGCUGAGCAGGACAAGACCAACAGCACUGACUACUUUUUGGGAUUUCUAACUCAUUUUUACCUUUUAUCAUAGUAGCUUAGACUAUCUGAACAAACUAUCUAACAUGAGGAAUGAAUUCUGAUGAAAAUUGUACAAGUAAACCUACACCCAACAUGAAAAUAAAAGUGACUGUGAUUCACAACUCCUGCAAGUUCUCUGAGGACACAUCUGCAUUUACAGAGAUGAUGGCAGUGGCACAGGAAACUCAGGUUUAUUGCUGUUCCUGACUCCUCAGUGAUGACAGAAAUACCAAUAUGUACUUAAAAUGCAUGGGAUUCUCUUGUCUGCUGUAGACAAGAUGACCUCACAGUAUCUACAAAUUCCAAUGGCAUAUUGCAAUAAUGACUGUCUAUUUUUACAAAACCAAUACUAAGAAGGGUUAUGAAAAGAACUGUCAGUGAUUUACAAGAAAAGGUGCUUGUCAUGUGAACACUUCACAGAAUCUUUAUGUCAUUAAAAUACUCUUUGCUUUGUUUUUCA